Molecule: messenger RNA, 3509 nt
Organism: Carassius gibelio (silver crucian carp)
Lineage: Eukaryota; Metazoa; Chordata; Actinopteri; Cypriniformes; Cyprinidae
Product: gastrula zinc finger protein XlCGF57.1-like
Exons: 2
Coding region: 196-1602 (468 amino acids)
Biological process (GO): regulation of transcription by RNA polymerase II
Cellular component (GO): nucleus
Molecular function (GO): DNA-binding transcription factor activity, RNA polymerase II-specific; RNA polymerase II transcription regulatory region sequence-specific DNA binding
Source: RefSeq, a predicted model, not a curated record
AGGUUAGUUUCACCGCGCUCUCUGUUGUUCUGUCGUGAUGCUGUUAGAAAAGUUUCUUUAAAUAGAGAAAUAACGUUUUUGAAUCAGGUCAAUAAAUACCUGUAAUAUUCUGGUCCUCACAGUCGAGACUAAGUUUUGAAGCAAGCAGGAAUAUCUGGAGGAGUAUCAUCUGACCUGAGAUCUGCUGCUGUGAAGAUGGAGUUUGUUAAAGAAGAGAGUGGAGAGAACACGAGUGAACCAGAAACCCGGAGAAUAAAAUACGAGGAGCCAGAAACCUGCAGAAUAAAUCACGAGGAGCCAGAAACCAGGAGAAUAAAACAGGAGGAACCAGAAACCCGAAGAAUAAAACACGAGGAAACCGAAACCUGGAGAAUAAAAGACGAGGAACCAGAAACCCGGAGAAUAAAACACGAGGAACCAGAAACCUGGAGAAUAAAACACGAGGAAGGAGGUCUGAUGAAAAUUAAAGAAGAAAGACAAGAUACAAAAGAGGUGGAAGAGAUGUAUCCGGAUCAGAAAGAUCAUGAUGUCAAUGGAGAAAAAUCAUUGAGUCGCAGCACCAAAAAAACAGAAGUCAAGAGGCCUUUCAGCUGCUCUCAGUGUGAAAAGUGUUUCACACGUAAGGGAUACCUUAAGAAUCACAUGUUAAUUCAUGCUGGAAUAAAGCCUUUCACCUGUCCACAGUGUGGAAAGAGUUUCAUAAGUAAAGGAAUCCUGAGGGAUCACAUGUUAAUCCAUACUGGGAUAAAGUCUUUCAGCUGCUCUCAGUGUGGAAAGAGUUUUAUACAGGAAAGUCAACUUGAAAAUCAUUUGGUAACUCACACUUCAGAAAAACCUUUCUCCUGCUCUCAGUGUGGAAAGAGUUUUAAAAAUAAAUCAAACAUUAAGAGGCACAUGUUAAUUCAUACUGGGAUAAAGUCGUUCAGCUGCCCUCAGUGUAGAAAGACAUUUACACAGAAAUCAAGCCUUAAGGGUCACAUGUUAAUUCAUGCUGGGAUAAAGUCUUUCUCCUGCUCUCAGUGCGGAAAGAGUUUUACACAUAAAUCAUACCUUAGGAGGCACAUGUUAAUCCAUACUGGGAUCAAGUCUUUCAGCUGCUCUCAGUGUGGAAAGAGUUUCAAACAGAAAAGUCAUAUUAAAAAACAUUUGGUAACUCACACUUCAGAAAAACCUUUCUCCUGCUCUCAGUGUGGAAAGAGUUUUAAAAAUACUUCAAUCCUUAAGAGGCACAUGUUAAUUCAUGCUGGAAUCAAGUCAUUCAGCUGCUCUCAGUGUGGAAAGGGUUUUACACAGAAAGAACACCUUAAGAAUCAUUUGGUAACUCACACUUCAGAAAAACCUUUCAGCUGCUCUCAGUGUGGAAACACUUUCACGUUUAAAUCAACCCUUAAGAGGCACAUGUUAAUUCAUACUGGGAUAAAGCCUUUCUCCUGCUCUCAGUGUGGAAAGAGUUUUACAUAUAAAUCAAGUCUAAAGGAUCACAUGUUAAUUCAUACUGGGAUUAAGCCUUUCAGCUGCUCUCAGUGUGGAAAGUGUUUUACACUUAAACCAAACCUUAAAAAGCACAUGUUAAUUCAUACUCUGGUGAAUUCUUUCAGCUGAUCUCAUUGUGGAAAGAGUUUUACACACAAAGGACAACUUAAGAUUCAUUUGGUAACUCACUCUUCAUAAAAGCCUUUCUCCUGCUUUCAGUGUGGAAAGACUUUUACCCAGAUGAAAACCUUAUGGCUUGUUUCCACUGAGCUGUAUGGUACAGUCUAGGGCUGCACGAUAUUGGGAAAAAAUGACAUUGCAAUUUUUCUGUAAUGUAUGUAAUGUUCUGUAAUGUUUCUGUUUUCUGUAUUUUAUUUUUCUGCAAUAUUUUUUUCUUACAAACAAAAACGGGGUGAGCACACUUACAUUCUCAUUUUAAAUUAUUUAAAUAUCGACACCAUCAUGUCAAUUGAUUAAUUAUGCGCAAGGGUGAGAGAGCAAGACAGCGCUCGUUGUUUGAAGACGGCUCGCUCUCUCUCUGUCUCUCUCGUCUCACUUGCAUGUGUUUUUCAGUCCUGUCAACGAUAAACUUUAACUCUAUGAUGGUUAAGCUGUUUAAUUAAUCCGCAAAUCACAUUCGUCAAGGGCCGGGGAGCAGCUGGCCCAUACAGUUAAUGAAUAACUGAUAAACUACAACAGCCUACAUCGCACAUCCUGCGAUGUGACUAUCGUGGAUUCGUACAUCGCGAUAUCGAUGCUUAAACAACACAUCGUGCAGCCCUAGUACAGUCCAUUACAAUUUGGUACAGGGAACCCUGAUCAGACUUGUGUUUCCACUGCCAGUAUUACCUUUACUUGGUAGAUGUGGUUUAUGCCUGAAAGUAACGAAUAACAAUGAGCCACAACAAUAAGCACAACUCUGCCUCUUUUUGUUGAACGAAUGGAACAUUUUUUGUUAAAUGUCAGUUUUAAUGACCAAUAAUAACCCUUAUAAAAGGAUGAGUACAACAUGUAAGAGGCUUAUAAAAAUUUUCUAAUUAAGUAAAUAAAGUGUAAGACCUCGGUGAACAAGCAACAGCACAAGAACAAACUGCACAAGUGGCUACUUCUGCCAAUUGAAUUAAAAGAGCCUAUUUUCUCCCAUCUGCUAUCUGAACACCAUUAAUGGUUAAAUAAAGGGGAACAAUUGUCUGGACCGGAAACGAAUGGCAAAAAACCUAUGUCAGCAUUAGGAGAAGUGAUAACGUGAUUCCACAACAGAGGACGUCUGUUCCAAAAUACCCGUGCUCAUCAGAAAACUUGUCAUGAGCUAAUCACGUGACGUCGUCAUCCUAAGACGGUUUCCUGUCAGCUGUGCUGCCAGCUCCUAAAAAGGAGGUGAUUUAAUUAACUCUGAUCACAAGUUUCAACCCUGCAGGAAUCAUCAAUAAUCAAUGGACCACAACAAAGGGAACAUACAGUGUGUCCCAUGACUUGUGAUUUGCUUGUGAAUUUUUCUAAAAACUGAACAUUUCAAUAAAUAAUCUCAAAAAGGACAACCAUUUGAGGAAUCUGAAGGGGUUACUGUAUUCACAAAUAAUGUUUUAUGUUUUAUAUUUGUUUGAUGUGUUCAAAAUGUAAUCAGUGCAACUUUAACCAAUGUUUUAUUGGUUUUAGCAGAUAGUGCUGUUAAAUGUAAGAUAUGGAAAGUUUAGUGUUGAACGAAAGCUCACAUUAUUUGCUGAAACUUGGAGUGAAUGAAAUGUCCAAACUCUGUAUUGUGUGCAUAUUAUGACACUUUAUAAUGUAUGAUCCAAAGAUCCACAAUGGCGAUGUCGCAUUAUGUUUAAUCAGUGUACAAAGAGAAACAGUACGGGGUGUGUUUAAUGCUGCGUACACACCUAAAGAUUUUUUUACAUCUUAAAUUCAAAAUGUUGAAGACCACAAACAUGAAGAUUAUUAUUUUUUUGCUCCUAUAGUGUGUGGUGUGCCAUGAUGUGACAAAGACAGCUCACCACACACAAACAGAAAAAUAUAAAAUUAUAAAUACACUGUAA